Molecule: messenger RNA, 2384 nt
Organism: Zingiber officinale
Lineage: Eukaryota; Viridiplantae; Streptophyta; Magnoliopsida; Zingiberales; Zingiberaceae
Exons: 8
Coding region: 29-2290 (753 amino acids)
Molecular function (GO): protein binding
Source: RefSeq, a predicted model, not a curated record
GCGGUCGGAGACGCCGCCGCGGUCGGAGAUGCCGCCGCGGUCGCGGAUGAGGCCGUGGUUGGCAUUGUUGCCGUUUCGACGGCCGCGGUCGCAGGCGCCGUUGCCAUCAUUUCAACGGCCACAGUCGCAGUCGCAGUUGCCAUCAUUUCAACGGCCACAGUCGCAGUCGCCGCCGUGGUCGCCGACAUGGUUGCUGCAGGCACAGCUGCCGGCUCUGCAGGCGCCGCCGCCGCAGCUGCUGUCGUUGUCAGAGGACGAGGAUCGACCUCAUAAAUACGAUCAGAAAAAGUACGAAAAAGUGGCGAAGCUCAUUGAUGAAGAACCAACAUCUGAUCUUCCGAAAAGGGUGGUUGAGGAAGCGUGUAGCAACGAGGAGCCGUUGAACCUUAAUGGCAACUCGGUGCUCCACGAGGUGAUCGCCAGGAGGAAGACCAGCCUGGCCGUCGCCAUUAUCAAUAUCCCGGAUGACAUCAACAGCCGCAUUAAUCUCCGCCACCGGAACUACUCCGGCAACACGCCGCUGCACAUUGCGGCCAGGGAGGGCGAUAGCAUGGUGGCGAUAGCCUUGUUACGGAGGGACCAAAGCCUCGCGCACGAGAGGAACAGGAAGGGGGAGACGCCGCUGCACGAGGCGGCGAAGUACGGCCGCUUGGAGGUGUUCUACAGCAUCAUUGAUUUGGUUGGCUCCGAAAUAGCCAACGAUCGCACCGACGACGGCUUCACCAUCUUGCACUGCGCCAUCAUGCACUACCAGACAGAGGUAGCUUUGGACAUCGCAACGAAAUUUCCAGAUUUGAUAUUGACACGAAAUGCUGAUGGGGCCUCCCCGUUGCAAAUGAUGGCGAUCUAUUUCAGAAAACCACCCGAAACUGGAAUUUUGAAUUCUCUUCUUCUUCUUCUUAACAAUUGGAAAGCUCAUCGUCCAACCCUGAAAACUGAUAUUCCUUUGGAAAAGAAUCAAAAGAUCGCCAGUUUGGAGGAAGAAGGGACAAUAGAUGAAGAAAGAGGCAUCACAGCCGGAAUUAUGCUCCCAGACCCAGAUCGAGUAAAUUGGUGGUGGCGCCUUCCUGCAGUAAUUAAUACUAAAUUUAUUGAUGCUGGGCGAAAAUGUUGGAUCGUCCAAGUCAUUAGCAAUCGACGUAGCGUACGAAAAAGAAUGGUGAAAGCGAGAGAGGAGAAUAUGUCAAACUACGAAAUGAGCAUGAAACUCCUGGAACGCUUACUCCGGCAGGCCCAAGGCUUCGAAUUCUACGUCAUGGGGUUCACAAGUCAAAGCUCAAUCAAGCGGCCCUCCAUAGCUAGAGGUAGCCAUAUGCGGCUUCCCAGAACAGAUUCCGCUGUGUCGAUUGCAGAAGAAAGUACUGAUCGGCAGGACGAGGCGCCGGACGUGAAAUAUAGGAUAAGAUGGGAGGAGUCUCCGCUGAUCACCGGCGUCAAGCUGGGCCUCGACGACUUCGUCAUCAAAAUACUCCAACUCUCCCCAUGGUUAGCCACCUACGUCGAUUACGACGGCACGAACGUGCUCCAGGCCGCCGUCAAGUAUGGUCGGAGGCGGGUCGUGCAGGUCAUCAAAGAGGACGAGCGGCUGCCGACGUGGUUGUUCACCGAUCUGGAGUCCGACACCAACAACACCCUUCUGCAUAUCGCAGCUUCCAACAAGAUCUCCGAUACGGAAGCAAAUCCCCUACGUCUGCAAGAUGAACUCGAAUGGUUUGAGAUGCUCAAAAAGGACGUCGUUCCUUCAAACCUGUGGGACUACCGAAACAGAAAAUGGAUGACCGCCCAGGAGAUGUUCGACGAGAAGCACGAGAGGACGCUGAAGGUGUGCAGUGACAAGCUAGCGGAGACUGGCCGAGCCUGCUCCCCGCUGUUGGCAGCGGUGGUGUUCACCUCCAGCUUCUACAUCCCCGGCGAGGACAACCGGGAGAGCAACCGAUUGGCCUUCAAGAUCUUCUCCCACGUGUACGUGGUGGGGUUCUCCUUCGCAGCCACCUCGCUGGUCAUGUUCCUGAUGCUGGCCUUGAGGCCGUUCAAUCAGCGGCACUUCCGGCGGGUGGUGCCAUGGCACUACGUGACGGCGUGCUUCUUGCUGACCAUGUCCCUGGCCGCCUUUAUCAUCGCCUUCGCCUGCAACAUGUACCUGCAAAUCUACGGCAAGCAGAGGAAGUCCCGUGCCGACUUGACGAAGCUGCUGCUGGAGCUCCUCCUCGUCCCCGUCCUCUGUGCCUUGGCGCUCUCCCUCACUGGAACCUCCUGGAGAUUCAGUACCCUUAAACGUCUCGCCAAGUAAUUCAUGAUUUCAUUUGUGUGUCAAAAACUUGUUGAUUUCGUGGCAAUUCAUGAUAAGAAUUGCUUUGUUUUUCUUAGUGUGGAUUUGAUUGGCA